UGAAGGCAUCCCAAGAAAGCCAAAAUUAAAAGAAUUUAAUUCUCUUGUGCUUCUUUUUCAACUUCAUCUUGACGUCUAGACACCUACAUUUGCAGGAUAUAGAAUGGAUAAAAUCUAUUACCAAAUUACCAAUUAUUGUAAAAGGGCUGCUCAAUGCAGAAGAUGCUCGAAAGGCAGUGGACGCAGGAGUAUCUGGAAUAAUUGUAUAUAAUCAUGGUGCACGCCAACUUUAAUUAUUCUCCAGCUACAAUCUCUGUUCUUGAAGAGGUGGUCGAAGCUGUUUCUGGUGCUAUUCCUGUUCUAAUUGAUGGAGGUUUUCGUCGUGGAAAUGAUAUUUUCAAGGCCUUGGCGCUUGGUGCGAAGGCUGUAAUGAUUGGAAGACCAGUGGUCUUUGGUCUAGCUGCAAAGGGAGAGCAAGGAGUAAGUAAAGUCAUUGAAAUGCUUAAGUGUGAGCUAGAGCUUACCAUGGCCCUCAUUGGUUGUCCUACUCUGAAGGAUAUCAACAGGAGCCAUGUCCAAACUCCCCGUGAUCAACUGCGCUCCUUAAUGUAAUGAAGAAACAUAAGUAAAUUUCGACAUACCAGUAAUCAAUACUUAUAUGGGUGUCUGAUAUUGAUAUAUGUUCUUCAAGAGAUGUGUUCUUGGAGUUUUGAAGCUCAACUCUAUUUGAUUCAAUUAACAUGACCGAAGGCUGCAUCACUUUUUA
Asparagus officinalis (garden asparagus) is the source of this 706-nucleotide messenger RNA. Its product is annotated as peroxisomal (S)-2-hydroxy-acid oxidase GLO4-like. The transcript is spliced from 4 exons. Bases 214 to 552 code for a protein of 112 amino acids. Gene Ontology annotation, molecular function: oxidoreductase activity. The record is from RefSeq and is a predicted model, not a curated record. Lineage: Eukaryota; Viridiplantae; Streptophyta; Magnoliopsida; Asparagales; Asparagaceae.